Messenger RNA from Ictalurus punctatus (channel catfish), 4405 nucleotides. It is a transcript of the gene snx17, whose product is annotated as sorting nexin 17. Gene Ontology annotation, molecular function: phosphatidylinositol binding. NCBI's taxonomy places the organism in Eukaryota, Metazoa, Chordata, Actinopteri, Siluriformes, Ictaluridae. Gene Ontology annotation, biological process: signal transduction; intracellular protein transport. The record is from RefSeq and is a predicted model, not a curated record. The coding region runs from base 696 to 2114 and encodes 472 amino acids. Gene Ontology annotation, cellular component: early endosome. The transcript is spliced from 15 exons.
GAGAAAGAGUGAACACACACAUUGAAUAUAUUAUCGACCUUUGCCAGAUAGAGAGGAACGCAGGGAAGGCGUUAUAAUGUUAGUCCUUUAUUAUCAUCUUUGGGAGACAUGAUACACACGGAAGAGUAGAUUUUGAUAGUAAAGUGGCAGAAUUGUUUUUCCUCCCUUCUUUUUUGUGUUUCAUUUCCUUCACUCGUUUGUACUGGGGAUUUUGCAGAUCGCACACAUUUCCAUGCAGUACAGUAUUUAGAAGUUUAUCUGGUUUGGCCGUCUAUCAUAAGGGUUUUUUUUAUUUUUAUUUUGUAUAAAUAUUUUUUUUUAAGGCUAAACCGCGUUACAAUUUACAUUGAAACAGAUUUGUCCAAACAGGCUGAAAAAGAGCCAACAAUGAAGGCGGAAUUACUUCCAAUUGCAACAUGGCUGCUGCUGCCCACACGUUUAUGGGAGAAGUUUAGUCCCUGAUGCAGAAUAAGUUUUGUUUCUCGUUUAUUGAAAAGAUAAAGGUCAGUACUUAUUAGAUACAUUGCCUUUGCUUUGGACUGCACGAGCCAAAACUACGCAGAGAAACCGAGACAAGGGCGACUUGGAUACUCCAUCUGUGAUUACAGGACUUCACAUUACUGUCCGGAUUUGUUACUCGUGUAACGUCUGAGGCUUUAUCUCAUCUCUCAAUCUUUCCUGAGGAAGACAAAAAGAUGCAUUUUUCCAUUCCUGAGACGGAGGUUCGCUCCGGUGAAAAUGGCUCUACAUAUGUGGCCUACAACAUCCAUGUCAACGGGGUCCUGCACUGCCGAGUGCGCUACAGCCAGCUCUUAGGCUUGCAUGAACAGAUCAAGAAAGAGUAUGGAAACAACGUGGUACCUGCCUUCCCCCCAAAGAAGAUCUUCACCCUCACGCCUGCAGAAGUGGAGCAGCGUAGAGAGCAGCUGGAGAAGUACAUGCAAGCUGUGCGUCAGGAUCCUCUGCUUGGAGCCAGUGAAAUGUUCAACAGCUUUUUAAGAAAAGCCCAACAGGAGACACAACAGAUCCCCACUGAAGAGGUCCAGCUGGAGGUGCACUUAUCCAACAGCCAGAAGGUCAAAGUCAACAUCUUGACGUCAGACCAGACUGAAGAUGUCCUUGAGGCUGUUGCAUCGAAACUGGAGCUGCCUGAUGAUUUGGUGGGCUAUUUCAGCCUCUUCCUAGUUCAGGAAGGCGUAAACGGAGGCUGCACAUUCGUGAGAAAGCUGCAGGAGUUUGAGCUGCCCUACGUGUCGGUCACCAGCCUGCGCAAUCCCGACUACCACAUCGUCCUUCGCAAAAGUUAUUGGGACUCGGCCUAUGACAGUGAUGUAAUGGAGGAUAGUGUGGGUCUUAACUUGUUAUAUGCACAGACUGUGUCUGACAUCGAACGAGGCUGGAUUCUGGCCAACAAAGACCAGCACAGACAGCUGAAAUCCCUGCAGGAGAAAGGCUCAAAGAAAGAGUUCAUCAGAUUGGCUCAGACGCUGAAGUACUUUGGGUAUAUCAAGUUUGAUCCCUGCAUCACGGAUUUUCCAGAAAAAGGUUGCCAUGUCAUCGUCAGCGCUGGCAACAACGAGCUCAACUUUCACGUCAAACUGCCCAAUAACCAGAUGAAGGAAGGCAGCUUUAAAGUCACACGCAUGAGGUGCUGGCGAGUCACUUCAUCUCAAGUUCCAGUGGCCAAUGGCACUGCUAAUCCCUGCACCUCUGGCAAGUGUGACAUCAAACUGGAGCUGGCCUUUGAGUAUCUGAUGAGCAAAGACCGUCUGCAGUGGGUCACCAUCACAAGUCCUCAGGCAAUCAUGAUGAGCAUCUGUCUCCAGUCCAUGGUGGAUGAACUGAUGGUGAAGAAGUCUGGGGGAAGCAUUAAGAAAAUGCAGAAGAAACGUCUUAAUGGAUCCAUCCAUCGAUCCAACAGCCAGCAAGCUGUGAAAUCUCCUCCAUUACUGGAUUCUCCUGAUGCGAAUCGGGAACAAGUUGUCAAGCUCUCGACCAAGCUGAGUUCUGUCUCCCUACGGGGGAUCAGCGCCUCAAACUCUGCUAACGAUCUCAGCGGCAGUGAUUUUCACGGAAACUAUGCCUUCGAGGGCAUCGGGGAUGAUGACCUGUGAUGCUGCUCUCAGACUGAAGCACAGGACAGCUGAGCCAAGCAGAGCAGGUUCGAGUGGAGAAUACACGCCCGAUUCUACAAGAUUUUAACACACUGUUGUCCUGCAGCAUUUCUCCAAUAAUCCAAAACAUCGUUACAAACCACAAAUUACGAAGGGGUAAGGGGUCUUGCAUGUAAUGAGGUGUCAACUUAGAUAGGCACAGUACAUUGUGUGCAAUGCCCAACGUGGAGCACAUGAACAAAUCAAACAAAAAUAUCGAAGAUGCACUGACGAGCUUAAUCUUUAAAACAAAAUCCGAGCAUCUGACGAUUACUCCCAGUAAUCCCAGUCUGACAUUCUCUUAGUAACCAGGCGGCUCUGCUAGCUUCUGUUGCCAAGAUCUGCGUCAUAUUAGUCAACGUCACAUGCAUUCAUGGCAAUAAAUAUGGCUGUGAAUGGGACUGCAAAAUCAUCAAAUUCAUUCUAACAUUUCAUCAGCUUCAGUAUCAAAACUCAGUGUUGAAUCUGUGCAUUCCUAAAAAAAAAAAAAAAAAAAAAGUUUCACACUGUGCCAUCCUUUUAAGCAAGUGCAGGGAUGCAUCGUUUAUUUCCUGCAUCCAUGAAACGAAAUACUCCUAUUGGCUGCGACAAAAGCUGCUUCUGAUGUUAACCUCUACUGAAUAGUACUUCCUUUUUUUUAGAGACUCAAAGCUGUGCUUUCUCAUCCUCUAUGCUGUAACCAAUGAUUAAGCGUUAAAUGAGCUUCAUGCUGUCUCAAGCUGAUGGCUACAAUGAAAGUAGAUCUGAGAACACUGAUUUGAACAAGUCCAAACAUGCUAAAGUCAGCUGCGUAAAGCUGUACAGAUUUUGGUUUAAGGCAUAGUCUUUUUCAGUUACGGAGUUCAGGAGGAAUUACGACCUUCAUGUGCAAUGUGCCAAUCCUUGCCAAUUAUUUUUUUCUCCGAUAUUAUCUAACAGGGGUUUUCAAUGCUCUCAAAACUCCUCAGCAUCAUAGCUUCAUAAGUAGUGAAUAGAAAUCGUUAUACGGGUUCGGAAUUGAAACCUCAUCCUAAUUAGAUCAUGCACCACACACAGAGCCAUAGCAUGGCCUUUUUUUUUUUUUUUCCCCUUUUCUUUUCUUCUCCCAACUCUUUGCCUUACAGUAAUUCAACCGCCUUACAUUUCAAGCUUGUCCGUUUUGUCAUUUCAGUGUUAGGUCCUUGUCAAUGUAAGCUCUGGUGAGAAAUCUUGCAGAAUUUAGAAAGAGUUCUGUUGGUGUUUGGGCAGAACCGCUUGCACAUGCUGAACCCAUGAUUUUGCACAAUAUUAUACAGACAGAUGGCGUGACUCAUCAUGGAAAACAUUCUGAACCAUAUGCUCAAUGUUGAAUUUUUUUUUUUUUUUUUUUUUUUUUUUUUUUCUCUCUCGUAUUUCCAACCAAUAUUUUGUGAAAGGUUUCUCAUAAAUGCCAAAAUUCUAGUUUACUAAAGCAUUUUGCACAAAAACAUUUUAAAAAUCAUGGUAGUCACUUUUAUAAAUGUACAUGCAAAUAAAAAGUAUUCUGAAGUAUUCAUUUUACUAAUAUGUAUUAUCAUUUAGUAUAUUAUAAUCAAAUGCAGUAGAUCAACUAUAUCCAAGCUGUGUAAAGAGGAAAAAAAAAAAAGUAAUAAAAAGAACGUAUACCGCUGUUUACAGAAUUGUAGAAAAUUAAAAAUUGAAAGAACAGUGUUUACAAAUUCCACAUCCACAUUUCCAUCGUUGUCGUUUUACUCAUUACCUAUUCUGUAUAUUUUUUUUUUUUUUUUUUUUUUCUUGGUUGAAAAACCACAGACCAUUUUGUGCUUUAUAAAAUGCAUUGUAGCAAUCAUCUCAGAGGACCAGAUGGAAAAAAAAAAAAAAGCUGCAUUUCAUAUUUCAGGCUGGUGGUGGGUUAAUAUAUAUAUAUAUAUAUUUUAAUCUUUGCAUGGCAAAAUUGUUCAAUCUGAGUAAAUGAGAAGCUUCAUUCCAGAGAGAUGUUCUCCAGUGCGAGUGCUGUUUACCCACCAGAACAAGACUGAUCUGAGUUAUGAUUUAUCUAACUUGUCUGAGUCUUGAUGAUUUGAAGAAGUCAUUCUCAACUUGAUCAAGUGUAAAGAGUGAAUGUGUUUUCUGACUUGUUAGAAUAUGUGAGCGUCAACUUCAGUAUGUUCACCAGCAGCAUAUCUACAAGGGGUUUAUGGUAUAUAUUCUUAAUGUCACACAGAGCCUAGCAGUUCUUUAAACAUUUAAAAGCAAUGUCAUGGAUUUCAAUAAAAGUAGAUGCCAAAUCUCUG